CCGGUUUCUCCGGGAACGAGCCUGGGCAGUGUCCUCGACUCCCACAAUCCACAGCGAGUUGAAGUGUCGAGGCGAGCCAGCGCUGCCCGCGGAGCGACGACAGCAGCAGCGAGUCUCCGAGAGUCAGUCCGCGGCGGAGUAUGUAGUUCCAGCGGGGUGACCAUGCUGGGUCUCAGAUCUCAGGUCUCAACCUUCACCUGAUCCAUGGAGGAGGAAAAAAACAACUCACCUCAGUCAGCUGACCAGGAAGGAGCCAAUCAGACGCGUCUGUCGGUUGUAAAUAAAUAGUCCGUGAUUUGACUCUGUGGAAACAAGCAGCUGGGUCCGCGGAGGAGAGCCGAACCCGAGAGGAGGCAGGCACACGAUGGUGAAGACAAGUGACGGAGGGAUGAGGGGAGCUGCCAUGACGAACAGGAGCAUACAGGAAGGCCCCGCAGGACUGUGGGACUCCGUGAAGAAAGCUGCGUUCGUCAUUGGAUCCGGAAUCUUACUCUUGGCUGCAUUCGGCAACUCGCUGACAUGGCAUCUUCAGAGAUUCUGGGGAGCUUCAGGAGAUUUCUGGCAGAACUUGUGGACCAGGCUGUACUUGGCAUACGAGGGCCACGAUGCUUCUUUGUUCUAUUUAGGGACAAUGUUAAUCCCCACUGUGGCAUUCUGGGUGCCCAAUUCUCUGCUGCUGUGGGCGGACACCACUGGUAAACCGUCCUUCAUCACUCGCUACCGCAUCCAGGUGGACAAGAACAACCCGGUGGAUCCAGCUAAGCUCCGUAGUGCAAUGAAGACCGUCGUCUUCAACCUGUUCUUCCUCUCCGGGCCCAUGGUGGUGGGAGUCUACCACCUGACGAGCUGGAGGGGGAACCCCUGCGGCCCCGAGCUGCCCACCUUCCACUGGGCCCUGACGGAGCUGGCCAUCUUCUCCAUCAUAGAGGAAAUUAUGUUUUACUACUCACACAGGCUGUUCCAUCAUCCGAGCUUCUACAAGCAUUACCACAAGCAGCACCACGAGUGGACCGCCCCCAUUGGCCUCAUCUGCAUUUACGCUCAUCCUCUCGAGCACGUGAUCUCCAACAUGCUGCCGGUGGUGAUGGGACCCAUGGUCCUGGGCUCCCACCUGGCCACCACCAGCCUCUGGUACUGCCUGGUUCUGUGGAGCACCACGAUCUCCCACUGUGGGUACCACCUCCCCUUCCUGCCCUCCCCGGAGUUCCACGACUUCCACCACCUCAGGUUCACCAACUGUUUCGGGGUGCUCGGCGUCCUGGACCGGCUCCACGGCACAGACAGCAAAUUCAGGCAGACCAAGCAGUACGAACGCCACGUCCUGCUCACCGGCCUCACCCCGCUGAACGAGAGCAUCCCUGACGCCCCCAAGAAGGGUCAGUGAUGACCUGUGACCCCUGACCUCUGAGCUCAGGCCUCGCCAAGUUUGGGAAUAUUACCGUGAUACUUGGAGAUAAAACACAAACUAAACAACAACUCCCAAUCAACCCGAAUGUCAAUUUGAUUUUGAUCAGUUACAGACGGUGAACCUCUGCUCGGUCUGUGGUUUUAUAUUUUCAAAGUAGAAAUAUUGUUUAUUGUACUCAACCAGAUACAUUUAUCCUCCAUGUUCACGGUCGAUCAUUUUAAACCUGUUGACCUGGGAAGAACGUUCUUGUAUCUCAUGACUGGUUCAUGGAUGGUACCGUCGCAGAGAGGUCAGUGGGUCGGGGUUAUUCAUCUGGUAAAAGUGACAAAGUAAAGUUUUGCGGAAUGGAAAGGUUAAUGCAUCAUCAAAAAUGUGGUCACAAUACAAAUGUUAGAUGGUAAGUCAAAAAUGUGACUUACCAUGUGUAAUUCUAUUUUAAUGAUGACUUUUUUUAUCCGUUUUUCUGCUGGAAAAUUGCUGCCGUUGAUGUUUGCUUCAUAAUUUCAUGGUUGUAUUUGCAUUUAGAGACAAGUCAUGUUUUUCCUUUGCACUGAAACAAACCAGUUAUUAUUCGGCCCCUCCUCCUGCCUCACUUGAACUAAACUGUGAGAGGAAUCUGCAGUCAAAAGAAACCAUUCCAGUGAUACUGCAUCCGUGUAAAGCGUCUGACAUGUAGUCGGUGAGAGAAUCGCUCUCUUCUGCGUCCACAGCUUCCAACAUUCCUGAAUAGCGAGAUCCGCAGCUCAUGUGAUGUACAAAUCCUUUCAGCAUGAACAGAUUCUGGUUUUAAUGUGAAGUGAAACCUUUGUUGUUGAUUAAACGGAUCAUACUUCUGUUGUCAUUUUAGUUUUCAAUGCUGUCGUUAAGGCAUGAACAUUAAUUUUAAGGUAUGUAUUAAUCCUUGUGAACAUACUGUAUUUUAGUAACCGCUCACCAGCGAUGCUCCUGUGCUGCGUUCACUUGCUGCUCAGACAGGAGAUAUUUUUUGCACUUUUCCUUUCCUCAAGCACUUAAACGAACCCCCUGAAUGUUGAAUGUCUUCAUGUAUGACAGAAGACCGUCAUAAUGCUGAUGGGGGAAAAACUGAAUGUUGGGGGUAACAAAACAGUUUUAUUAUUAAAAAAAGAAAAACACAUCUAAUGUAGUUGACACAAUGGUAAGAAUGUCUUUACUGAACCCUUAGAUACAAAAGAUGGAUUUCACACAAUAAAUAAAUCACUCGACA
Messenger RNA from Scophthalmus maximus (turbot), 2633 nucleotides. RefSeq names its product fatty acid hydroxylase domain containing 2 (gene faxdc2). Gene Ontology annotation, molecular function: iron ion binding; C-4 methylsterol oxidase activity. The record is from RefSeq and is a predicted model, not a curated record. Lineage: Eukaryota; Metazoa; Chordata; Actinopteri; Pleuronectiformes; Scophthalmidae. Bases 365 to 1384 code for a protein of 339 amino acids. The transcript is spliced from 10 exons. Gene Ontology annotation, biological process: sterol biosynthetic process.